Molecule: messenger RNA, 1664 nt
Organism: Gadus morhua (Atlantic cod)
Lineage: Eukaryota; Metazoa; Chordata; Actinopteri; Gadiformes; Gadidae
Gene: fam168b
Product: family with sequence similarity 168 member B
Exons: 7
Coding region: 163-744 (193 amino acids)
Source: RefSeq, a predicted model, not a curated record
GACGCGCAUUGCUCAAAAGAGUUGAGCGAGCUCUGGAACCAAAACAUCAGGAUCAAGAUCAAGAGGUUGACAAGCAGACACAGGCACAGCCAAAGCAGCACACCUUAAGGCACGUUCAACUGGAUUAUAAUCAUAUUUAGGGCUUGUCUUUCAGCCAAAAUAAUGAACCCUGUUUACAACCCUGCACAACCAGGGGUCCCCUAUGCCAACCAAAAGGGUAUUGCCUACCCAGCUGGGUUUCCUGUUGGAUAUGCCCCAGCAUACACUCCCGGUUUGUAUCCAGGGGCCAACCCAGCCUUUCACCCAGGCUACGCUGCACCGUUUAAAAUGUCUCCCAGCACGGGCGCGGUUCCCCCUUACUCCACGGCACACAACCCCUACCAUGCAGCCGUCUACCCCAUGAGGAACACCUACCCCCAGCAGAACCCCUAUGCACAGGCACUGAUGCCAUCACAACAGCAAGGCGCUUAUUACACACAGCCGUUCUAUGCCCCGCAACCACAUGUCAUCCAUCACACGACAGUGGUACAACCCAAUGGCAUGCCGGCUACCAUGUAUGCCCCUCAAAUCCCCCAGCCCCGCCAUAAUGGUGGCGUUGCCAUGGGGAUGAUGGCCGGGACUACCAUGGCCAUGUCAGCCGGAACUUUGUUGACCACCCAUUCUCCAGCUGGGGUCCAGCCCCACCAGGUCACCUACCGCCCACCCGGCACUCCCACCUACAGUUACGUGCCACAACAGUGGUGAAUGAACAGUAGAGUCACAGAAUCGUAGAUAUGUAUUCACACACUCUUUUUUUUUUUUUGGGGGGUAAAGACCUGAAGUUCCAGUGUCCUAUACCAGUUGAUUUUCUACCAGCAUAAUGUGAGCCAGAAUCACAGUCAUGUGCCCUCUAACCGGGCUGAUGAAGAGGCCCACAGCCACGGCCGUAGCAGGCGGAGAGAUGGCUGCUAAUCUUAUGGCACUAUAUAACCUGCUGCAUAUCAUCCCAGAUCUCCAUGCUCACUGACCUACUGUUUUUAUUGGAGGUUUUCUAAGUGGAUCUUUUAAAUAAAAAAAGAGCGCUUGGAUUAAUAUUAUUUUGGUUUUCAGAUUCAUAUACCCUUUACCAUGUUGGAUGCAUGUGUGUGUGUAUAGGUAUAUGCAGUUAAUGCUUGUUCAACUUCCCUUCUGUGGCAGAUGCAAAAGCAACAAAAGGCCUAAAUCCAAAGGAACUAAGUAAUACAAUAAGUCACAGAAAUGCCAAGGGUCAAAUGCGAACGUGAGACAAGGAAUGAUUUGCUCAUUUAGUGCGAUAAUGUGUCUGGAGAAAAGAGUCCUCGCUGUCACUCUUAGUGAUGGCAGGUGUGUGGAUCCUCCCUGCAGGAUGCCAUAUUAUGCAUUUUGUCGCAUCUUAUAUAUUUAUUUUACUAUUUUAGGAAUGAUGGAAGUUGGAGUUUGUGCCUGCUCUUGUUAAUGCCCAUUCUGAAACAUUAUCUGACUUUUUUUUUUUUUUUUCGAUUCGUUUUGAUUAUUUAUAUUUGUAUUGUGGAUCUUCAAUGUUGCCUCAGUCACCUGAGUUCAGUUGUUAUGUAUGUUGUUAUUUUGGUUCUUGUUUUGUAUUGUAAAGACCAAAAAUAGAAUAAAAAUUACACUUACCAAUAAUUAUAUUAAACUGUUCAACCAUU